AUGACGAGCUGGAGACUGUCCGUGUACGUGUGGCUGUUCCUGGGCCUCCUGCUGUUCCUGCUAACCCUGCUGGUAAUCGCCCUCCACAGGCUGAAGAACAUCAUCUCGUCGUCCGGCUCCUCAUCCUGCGGCGAGCCUCGGAGCUCCUUCACCAACGUGGAGAUCGGCAGCAUCUCGUCCUCGCGGAGGUCCACCGUCUCCUCGCUGUGCGCCUGA
This is a messenger RNA of Syngnathus typhle (broad-nosed pipefish), 216 nucleotides long. Its product is annotated as serine-rich and transmembrane domain-containing protein 1. Bases 1 to 216 code for a protein of 71 amino acids. Gene Ontology annotation, cellular component: intracellular membrane-bounded organelle. Lineage: Eukaryota; Metazoa; Chordata; Actinopteri; Syngnathiformes; Syngnathidae. The record is from RefSeq and is a predicted model, not a curated record. The transcript is spliced from 2 exons.